UGAUCUGUGUAUCAUAUAUUUCUUACUAAAGUGAUUUCAUGUCGCCAUUUUGUGUUUCAAUUUUGCGCUUUACAUUUUAGAGAGAUUUGGUUAAAAUAUAAAAGAUGUCCUCUGCAAGUGAUGAUGAAACCGAGGUUACUUUAGCUGAACCAGUACAACGUAUAAGAUCUGGUCGUGCUCGAAAAACACCUGUAGUAGCGAAAAAGCCACCAGUGAAAAAGCUUCUAGCAAGAGCUACACGUUCCUCUAAGAAAAUUCAAGAAAUUGAGGAAAUCGAGGAGGAAUCUCAUGUACUACAAGUUGUAGACAAUCUCUCUGAAAAUGGUGUGCAAAGAUUAAAUGACAUCAUAAUUGAGCGACACAAUGAUAGCACUCAAAUGUUACAUUUAGAAUUAGAGGAUUCUGGAGACACUAAUAUUCAUGAAGUGACAAUAGAUCAAACAAUACAGUCGGAGGUAACAGUGCCAGAAUUAGAAACUCCUCCUCCGCCAAAUGUAAAUAACAUUCCUAAUACACCUAUAUUAUCUUCAUUUAAAGUCAAAGAAGCUACACAUUUAAUGAAGGAACAUUCUGGUGCAGAAUGCAAUACAAUAAUUAUAGAAGAAAGUAGCAUGGACAAGGAAGAUAUGCUUUGCGAAACUACACAGAUUGAGAUGGAAGGACAAAGUUUAAGUAAUGAUGGAAUGAUUAAUCAGCGAGUGUUGAUUGAUUUUGAAGAAGUUGUAACAGAAGAUGGUGAAACUAUAACACAAGUGACCAAAAUUUUGGAUACGGAUGGAGUUCAAUCAGAAAAUGUAAUCAGUCAUGUCAAUACAGGUAUUGAAGUUAUGGAAGUUGAUGAUUCACAACAAGAAAUAUCAGAAGUUGUAGAAAAUAUUAUGGAUAAAGUGGAGCCGGAUACUGAUGCAAUGGAAACUGAAAAUAUAGAACUUUCAAAUUUAGAAAUUUCUGAAAUGAGUGAGUCCAGCUUUCAAAUUGAUAAUGGUAUAAAAAAAAUAGAACCAGAUACAGAAGCAGUUUCAGAAGAUGAAUUACCAAAUGAAGCAUCUGCUAAGGAACCUGAAACAGAAGCAGUUUCUGAUGAAGAACUACCAGCAGCUGCUCCUGCUGAUUUGGGUGAAACAGAAUCUGUAUCGGAAGAUGAACUACCACCAGAUAGUGAAAAGAAAAGAAAAAGUGGUAUUAAGUCUGUUAAUAAAACAAUGGAAAAAAAAGCUAAAACGGAAGGAGGAAAUAAGAGGAAAUUAAAUGCAGAAGGAGAAUAUGAUCCAAGUUCUCCAACUUCUGAAAAUAAUGAUGAAACGCCUGCUAAAAAAGUAGCACUAUCUAAUGAAGCAGAACUUGGAGAUAAUAAACAAGAUAUUAAGCCAGCAUCGCCAAAAAAGAAAACUCUUCCUGAACUAGAAAAAUAUUGGAAAGCUGUCAAUGAAGACCCAUCUGAUUUUACAGGAUGGACGUAUCUUCUCCAAUAUGUUGAUCAAGAGAACGACGCAGAGGCAGCACGUGAAGCAUACACGAAAUUUUUGGAGCGGUACCCUUAUUGCUAUGGUUACUGGCGGAAGUUUGCUGAUUACGAGAAGAAGAAGGGCAACCCCGAAAAUGUCCAAAUGGUAUUCGACCAAGGUUCGAAAGCUAUUUCACUCAGCGUUGAUCUCUGGUUACAUUACAUCAACCACUGCAAAACUGUCUACGAAAAGGAUGAAGAAAAACUACGUGAACAAUAUGAAAGGGCUAUUCAAGCAUGUGGAUUAGAAUUUAGAUCUGAUCGUCUUUGGGAGAGUUAUAUAAAAUGGGAAUUAGAAGGCAAACGUUUAAGCAGAGUAACGGCAUUAUAUGAUCGUUUACUAUGCACUCCUACGCUUGGAUAUAUUUCUCAUUUUGAAGCCUUCCAAGAGUUUGUUUCUUCAAAUCUACCAAAUCGCAUUUUAAGUGUAGAUGAUUUUCUUACUAUUCGAGCCGAAGUCAAAGCUCUGUUGAAAGCAGAUGAUACUACUUCGGCAUCAGCUGCAGACGAUGCACCGCCAGGAGAAGAACCACCUCCUCAUGAAAUGCCACCUACAGAUGAAGAGACACGUGCUAUUAGAGAAAAAAUUAUCAGCAGUAGACGUAAAAUGCAUAAAGCUAAUGUUAAUGCGGUGGCUGCUAGAUGGUCAUAUGAAGAAGGGAUUAAGAGGCCCUACUUUCACGUCAAACCUUUAGAACGAUGCCAGCUAAAGAAUUGGAAGGAAUACUUAGACUUUGAAAUAGAACAAAAGGAUCAAAAUAGAAUUAUCAUUCUUUUUGAAAGAUGUCUCAUAGCGUGUGCACUUUAUGAUGAGUUUUGGAUGAGGUUUGUGCGUUAUCUGGAAUCUUUGAAGGGUGAUAAUGUAGACAAAAUAAGAGAUGUUUAUUCAAGAGCAUGCAUGGUUCAUCAUCCAAAAAAACCUAAUUUACAUCUGCAGUGGGCAACCUUUGAGGAAGGUCAGGGUAAUUUUGAGAAAGCUGCUGUUAUAUUGGAAAAUAUAGAUAAUGUACUACCCAACAUGUUACAAAUAGCGUAUCGAAGAAUAAAUUUAGAACGCAGACGAAAUGAUUUAGAACAAGCUUGUACAUUAUAUGAAAACUAUAUAAGCAACAGCAAAAAUAGAACAAUUGCUAAUAAUAUUGCAGUUAAAUAUGCUCGCUUUCUUUGCAAAGUUAAAAACGAUGUGGAUAAAGCUAUCAAAGUAUUAUUGAAGGCUACAGAAAAAGAUAAAGAUAACCCAAGAUUGUACUUGCAAUUAAUAGAUUUAGGAUUACAGAGAAAUCCAGUUGACACGCAAGAAAUUGUCGGAUACAUGGAUAUGUUUAUAGAAAGGGAACAUGCUGAUUUGGAACAAAGAGUAUUAUUUGCACAACGCAAAGUAGAAUUCCUUGAAGAUUUUAGUCCUGAUAUUCGACAAGUUUUGAAAGCACAUGAACAAUUCCAAAAAUGUAUAAAGCAAGCUAAAGAACGCAAGAAGACAAAGAGUGAUGAUAAUAAAAAUGACUCUUCUCCUCCGAAGAAAGUAAAAACUGGAGAACAGUCAAAUAUACCUCCACCACCAUCUGUAGGUUCUCAGUCUUAUCAGUAUAGUAGUGGACCAAGCGGACCCUAUCAAUCACCACAGCAGUUUCAAGGUGGACAAUAUGGAGGUCAAGGUGGCUAUCAACAGGGUUAUCAACAAUAUCCGCCUCCGUCAGAUCCUAAUUAUGCAAAUUAUCAAAACUGGCAGUAUGGACAAGGUGGUCCACAAGCAUAUGGACCUUAUAAUCAAUGGGGUUCAUACAAUUAUUAUUAAAGGAUUAUUCAAAAUUUCUUGUGUAAGCAGUUAUUAUGCGUUAUCAUAUUUGUUGUAUAUUUUAUGAUACUUUUUCCAUUCAAUUUCAAUUUAUCCGAGAAGAAGGAAAAAAAGGAAAACAAUUGUUUUCGUCAAUUUUAUCGAUAAAAAGUAAAUUUUCUUCUAAAUUUACUAAACCUGCUUUCCAAAGUGCUAUUUCUCUUGGAAGUAUUUCUAUGAAUGCCUUUUGAAUAUGAUAAAUAUGCACUUAAGC
Messenger RNA from Polistes canadensis, 3552 nucleotides. RefSeq names its product pre-mRNA-processing factor 39 (gene Prp39). Lineage: Eukaryota; Metazoa; Arthropoda; Insecta; Hymenoptera; Vespidae. The transcript has 13 exons. Gene Ontology annotation, cellular component: U2-type prespliceosome; U1 snRNP; commitment complex. The record is from RefSeq and is a predicted model, not a curated record. Gene Ontology annotation, molecular function: protein binding. Gene Ontology annotation, biological process: RNA processing; mRNA 5'-splice site recognition. The coding region runs from base 105 to 3299 and encodes 1064 amino acids.